This is a messenger RNA of Musa acuminata subsp. malaccensis (wild Malaysian banana), 1680 nucleotides long. Its product is annotated as trihelix transcription factor ASR3-like. Lineage: Eukaryota; Viridiplantae; Streptophyta; Magnoliopsida; Zingiberales; Musaceae. The record is from RefSeq and is a predicted model, not a curated record.
GUUCCUGGGUCGAAGGUUGCAGGUUGAAAGGGAGUCAGGAGACGGAUGCUAAAGAAAGACAGGAUAGAGAUGGAGAAGAAUGCGUUGGUCGGGGUGGGAGAAGAAGAAGAAGAACAUGAAGACAGAUGUAGGGAGUACAGAAAAGGGAACUGGAGUCUUACUGAGACCAUGGUUCUGAUCGAGGCGAAGAAGAUGGAUUACGAGAGGAGGGCGCAGAGGUUGAAGGAGUUGCCGCGGGGCAGCAGCGGCAUCGGCAGUAGCAGGCCACAAGAGAUGAGGUGGAAGUGGGUGGAAGACUGUUGCUGGCGACACGGGUGCUACAGAAGCCAAAACCAGUGCAAUGACCGGUGGGAUAAUCUCAUGAGGGAUUACAAGAAGGUCAGAACAUAUGAGCUGAGCUUGAGCGCCGGAGGAAACCCAGGUUUAUCUUACUGGAAGCUCGAGAGGCAUGAGAGGAAGGAGAAGAACCUGCCCUCCAAUCUCUUGCCUGAGAUUUACGAAACCUUAACCGAGGUCGUGCAGAGGAGAGCCAUGGCGGAGAAGGCGAGUGGUGGUGGUGCAUGUGUGGCCGCCGCGAGGCCAGUGCAAGAGGAGAGGCAACUCGGGGGCGCCUCAGCUUCGAUGCAGCACAGCAGCCCAGGUGCAGGAUCACAAGCUCCGGAACCGCCAAUGAUUGCGCCGCCCCUUCCUCCUUAUCCUCCGUCACAUUCUCGACCAAUGGCCACCAUAGAUUCCGAAGACAGUCAGCAUUCAGUAUCACCAGAGAGGAAGAGAAAACGAGGAGGAGGAGGAGGAGGAGGCAGCAGCAGCAGCAGAAGCAACACCAUGGAGCUGAGUUCUGCGAUCUCGAAAUGUGCUUCGAUCAUAGCAGAGGCGCUGCAAGCAGGAGAGCAGAAGGAGGAGACCAGGCACAAAGAUCUGGUGAGCAUAGAGGAGAGGAAGGCCAAACUGGAGGAGUCAAAGUCAGAGAUGAGCAGCCAGUCCAUGGAUGGCCUGGCUUCUGCCAUCAACAAGCUUGCCAGCUCAAUCCUUGGUUUGGCCACUGACAGGAUGCAGAAGCUCCAGAAAUAAAUGAACAAAGAACCUGAUUGUAGGUGUCACACAAAAGUCCAGGGCCAGGAAAGGAGAGUGAUUUGGUACACUCACCACUGGCUAAGCUCCUCCAUCAGCCAUUCCAUUCUCACUUCCAAUCAUUAAUCAUGCUGGGCUUGUGGGAAUCUCUGCUGUGACUUUGAGGUCAUGAUUGCUUCACAACUGCUCAUGGAGAGAGAUGCUCUCUCUCUCUCUCUCUCUCUCUCUCACUCUGUGUGCAUGGCACAUGACACAGUGGCAUGAAAAGGGUGGGGAGCUGCAGAGAGAUUGAGAUUUGUAUGUGUCAGUUUAGAUAUAUGUAUUCUGUGCUGAACUAGGUAGGUUAUCUCUAGCUAAAUCUACUUAGAAAAAGUGUCAGUGCUUGGAUUCACCAAAUCACUCGAAAGCCUCGAGGAGAGAGAGGUGGCUUUUACUUUUGUGUCAGAGAUGCUUUGUUUUGUUGUAUCUGUGAACCCACCCACAAGUACUUGGAAUGCAGGGGGAGACAGUGCAGUGGUCAAAGCAAUUUGUUGUGGGAAAUUACAGCCAUGCCCACACACACACUCUCUCUCUCUCUCCUCUGUGGAUUGAAUGAGUCCUAUGAGUUGG